Messenger RNA from Colletotrichum fioriniae, 4035 nucleotides. The record is from RefSeq and is a predicted model, not a curated record. NCBI's taxonomy places the organism in Eukaryota, Fungi, Ascomycota, Sordariomycetes, Glomerellales, Glomerellaceae.
AUGGAUAUCAACGAAGAUACCAUUCCCGAGCUUCAGCCCAUCUUCACUUUCCUGAACAGCCAUGCGAAUAAGCUGUACCAGGAGGGCUACUUUCUCAAGUUGGACGACCAAAACACACAGGGCAAGCCCAAUCCCGACCGCACCUGGACUGAGUGCUUCGCUCAGCUUGUCGGAACCGUAUUGUCGCUAUGGGACGCAGCAGAACUCGAUGCUGCUGGCGAGGACGGCGAGAUCCUCCCAAAAUUCAUCAACUUGACUGACGCUUCGAUCAAAAUGAUCGAAUCCCUACCAACACGAUCGAAUGACGAACAGCCGCUGCAGAAUAUCCUCAGCGUCUCAACUGCCGGCAGGAACCGUUAUCUGCUGCACUUCAACUCCCACCAUUCAUUAAUACAAUGGACUGCUGGCAUCAGGCUCGCUAUGUACGAGCACUCGACGCUGCAGGAGGCUUACACCGGUGCCUUGAUCGCCGGCAAGGGCAAGUCUCUCAACAACAUUAACCUCAUCAUGGAUAGACAAAAGUUCAAGACCGAGGAAUGGGUGCGUGUGCGCUUCGGCGCCGGAGUUCCUUGGAGACGGUGCUGGUGUGUCAUUUCUCCCCCCGACGAGAAGGAGUACGCAAAGGCACAGAAGGAGAUGCGCAAAAAGUCGCCUUACGAUCGUUCCACGCCGAUUCUCAAGGGAGACAUCAAGUUCUACGAUACCAAGAAGGACGGCAAGAAGCAAAAGAAGGCUCGCCCCAUCGCCACCAUUACUGAUGCCUACUCUUCCUACGCCAUCUACCCGCAGGCCAAGUCGCUGAUUGAUGCAUCAACGCUCCUUAAGAUUGAGGGAAACAUCACCAUCCACUCUGACCCGCCGUCGUCCACCGAGGGCUUCGUCUUCAUCAUGCCCGAAACUCACCCUGCCGUCAGCGGCUUCGAGAUGCUGCUGCGCUUCCUCUUCCCUACCUGGGACACCUUCUGCCUCUAUGGUCGCCCCGGCAGACUCGUGGCCAGUGUCCUCGACCCGAGGUCGCUGAUGUUCGCCAUGCCGAAGCACCGCAGAUACGGUUACCUCGAGAUUCUUGACGUCACUGGACUGAUUUUGGAAGAAGGCAGCUCAAGCUGGUCGGAACGUGAUUGGAGAAAGAAGCUCAAGGAGCUUACGGGUAAGCGAAUGAAUGCGGUGGAUGAGUCCCAAGCCAUGCGUCAAAGAAGUGGAAGCAAGAAGAGCAACCGUCUUAGCUUCGGCAAUGGCACCUCCAGCCCAGUGCCAGCCAAGCCUAGAGUCGGCUUUGCCUCUGAUGCCAUUUCAAACCGGUCUUCUCGAUCCAUGUCACUGGGCACCCCCAACCGCUCAGAGAGUACGCCUGUCACGACUUCUCGUGCACCUCCCUCAUUGGCUGGUAUCAUGAACAAGGCCAAUCAUGCACGCAAUUCUUCAGAUCCUCACUUGCUUGGUCACACACCCCAGCGCCCGGAGGACCGUGGCUACGACAGCUCAUACAGCAACUCCUACAACAACUCACCUGCACGUUCGCCAGCCAGAGGCCCCUCACCAGCACGUGACCCGCCUCCUGCGAGAGGUAUCCUUCGCUCAGGAACCCAGAGUUCUGAGGAAGACACAGCUCGGAGCACACCGGUGCGAGAGAUCGAGGGAACCGUGCGCCAGAUGGAGUCGCCAGAGCCUGUUGCCGCUCCUCCUGCAUUCAACUACGGUCCUAACUCCAAGCCUGCGGGCAAGCCUUACCACUCUCCAGAUCUUCGCAGGGCUACUACUCGAUUGUCAAACACUACCCUUUCCCAGUUGACAAAGGCAGGAGGAUUCGUGAUUCCCCCCGACAGCCCAUCUGAUGCGUCGUCUGAGCGGAGGAGUGGGGAGGAUGCUGCGCCAUCUGGUCCUUUGGUACAUCCUCAAGCUUAUCCCGACCACCACGUAGGAGGCACUGCUAACGAUACUAUGUCUCGUGAAGCUCUGACCCCUAACCAAACCCCCCCUCCCUCCGGUGGUCUCCCGCCCCCUAUUCCGCCCAUGAACCAGAAGCGUUCCCGAUCGCCCCUUGCCCAGCAGUCGUUCGGCCCCCCUAGUCCUCAUCCUCAGGGCCCCUUGCCUCCUAACCCUCAAAGUCGAGGCCCUCAAGAUGCGAGACCCCCUCCUCCUCCUGAACACUUGGAAGGCCUUGAGCAGAUGAGAAGCCCAGUCGAUGGACACCCCCCUCAGAUCCGUCCUCAGCCGUCAUUCAGCAACUUUUCGCGACCCGAUGGAACAAGAACUCCCCCCUUGGGUGGACCAGGCCGAGUGCCUACUCCGGAAAUGCGAAACCGCGGCAUAAACCCUCAGGCGAUGGGACCACCGCCACCUCCGCACGGUAGAGAUCCUCGGGCUCAGGGCCGCGGUGUCCCGCUUCCCGGAAUCGACACGAACCCUGCCUUCCAGCGCAAACCGUUGCCGGCUCGAUCGGACAGCCUGAGAAGCCCUCAGCAACAGACCCCCAUCUCGGCCUCCAGCGGUGGCAGUUGGGGCAACAACAUUAUCGAUCAAGCGGGAUUCCAGCAAAUCCAACCUCGCGAUCCCAGACAGCGGACACCGGUUCCCGAGCAGCAGAUCAACAGGGCUCAGACGCAGAGGAGUGACGCCAGCUAUUACGACGACGCAUCGUCAACUGCGAGCCCAGACUACGCUAGCCGCAAGUCGAGUGAGACACAGCGUUCUCAAAAGUCUUUUGAGCGGCCCAGAGCAGGUGUUUUGAAGACUGUGGGUGGCGCCGAUUCUGACAAUGGGGAGUUCGCCAUUCCUGAUGUGAACUUUGGGCCUACCGUCAACUACGGAGCCAAUCAACCCGCAAGAAACAAGACACCUACGCCCAUGACCUAUCAAGCCAUGCCCGGCCCUCAACGACCUUUCUCCCCAGCGGCGCUGAAGUCUCCUACCGGCAAUGACACCAGCCAUAACCGUCAAGAGUCUGAGGAUACGGUCAGGAAGGUUGCUUGGCAACCUGGCGCCGCCGCUGUUCCUAGCGGCCCAGGCAUGAGCGCUGAGCAGUUUGUCCAGCAGCGUGCUGCCCAGCCGGCUGCUCCCAUGUACGCCCAUAACAGGACGCCCUCUGGCAACAUCCUCACUAUGCGAUCGAUGACCCCAACUCCCGCCAUGACCCGAAGCGGCUCUCAAGAGAUGCUCGCUCGUCACUCUCGCAGCAGCUCGGCAGAUCUUCUGCAGCGUCCCGGCUCCCGCGGCGCCAACGCCGUUCUCGACAUGACUAGCAGUGGUGAGGUGUCAUCUCACCUGUCGGCUCGCGAACAGGAGCACGUCGCCCGCAUGACGGGCUCGCCGCUCAUCACGAUGGCUGGCAACCGUAAUGCGAACCAGCAGCAGCAGGGAGCUGGCUUAGUCGGCGCCAUUCACGCCCGUGAGCAGGAGAGACAGCGGGCCAAGCAGGGCAUGAACACGCAGGCGGUGCAGCAAGCCAUCAACCAGCGCCAACAGCAACAAGCCAUGGUCUACCAGCAGCAGCUUCAACGUCAGCAGCAACAGCAGGUCUACCAACAACAACAAAUGUAUGCCCAGCAACAGCAGCCCAUGUCUCCUCAAGGCAUGGUUCCCCAAGGCAUGUACACCCAGAGCAACAUGUCUGUUGGCCAAAUGAGCCAGAUGGGACAGAUGGGUCAGAUGGGCCAGAUGGGCCAAAUGGGCCAAAUGGGCCAAAUGGGCCAGCCGAGGGGACAGCCCAACGGAUACGCAACCGGGCCUGCGCAGAACUUUGGCUAUGCUCAGGGCAGCAGCUACGGCCCCGCGAGUAACUACGGCGGCGGCGCGGCCAGCACUUACGGAGGUGCAGUCAGCAACUUUGGCGGCCAAGGAGGCGGAUACAGCCAGGGAGGCUCUUAUGCCAACCCGAUGGCCAUGCGCCAGGGUCGCCAAUCACCCGGACCUCAGAUGAUGGAUCCCCGAUUCAUGCAGCAACAACAGCAGCAGCAGGGCCAGUACUCCCCGGGCCCUCGUCAGGGUGGACGUGGACAAGCCUACCCGGCGACAUACCAGGGACAGGCGUUUUAG